CCUCCACCGCCCACUUCCGUUUCCGGUGUGGGCCGCGCGAGAGCACAGCGGUGGGAGGCGGCGACGAGCCGGUUGAGGCCCUACUCUUGGCCUCACCACGAUGUGGCACGAGGCUCGGAAGCAUGAGCGGAAGCUUCGAGGCAUGAUGGUGGACUACAAGAAGAGGGCAGAGCGGCGGCGAGAGUACUAUGAGAAGAUCAAGAAGGACCCAGCCCAGUUCCUGCAGGUGCAUGGUCGAGCUUGCAAGGUGCACCUGGACUCUGCAGUUGCCCUGGCUGCUGAGAGCCCCGUAAACAUGAUGCCCUGGCAGGGGGACACCAACAACAUGAUCGACCGCUUUGAUGUCCGCGCCCACCUGGACCACAUCCCCGACUACACCCCGCCGCUGCUCACCACCAUCUCCCCAGAGCAGGAGUCGGACGAGCGGAAGUGUAACUACGAGCGCUACCGAGGCCUGGUGCAGAACGACUUUGCUGGCAUCUCAGAGGAGCAGUGCCUGUACCAGAUCUACAUUGACGAGUUGUACGGAGGCCUCCAGAGACCGAGUGAGGACGAGAAGAAGAAGCUGGCAGAGAAGAAGGCUUCCAUCGGCUACACCUACGAGGACAGCACGGUGGCCGAGGUGGAGAAGGCGGCAGAGAAGCCGGAGGAGGAGGAGUCACCGGCCGAGGAGGAGAGCAACUCGGAUGAAGAUGAGGUCAUCCCGGACAUCGACGUGGAGGUGGACGUGGAUGAACUGAACCAGGAGCAGGUGGCAGAUCUCAACAAACAGGCCACGACCUAUGGCAUGGCUGAUGGUGACUUCGUCAGAAUGCUCCGGAAAGACAAGGAGGAGGCAGAGGCCAUCAAACACGCCAAGGCCCUUGAGGAGGAGAAGGCCAUGUACUCGGGCCGUCGCUCCCGGCGCCAGCGGAGGGAGUUCCGGGAGAAGCGGCUGAGGGGCCGAAAGAUCAGCCCACCCAGCUAUGCUCGCCGAGACAGCCCCACCUACGACCCUUAUAAGCGGUCGCCCUCGGAAUCCAGCUCCGAAUCCCGCUCCCGCUCCCGCUCACCGACCCCAGGCCGCGAGGAGAAGAUCACGUUCAUCACCAGUUUCGGGGGCAGCGACGAGGAGGCAGCCGCAGCCGCAGCCGCAGCAGCUGCAUCGGGGGCCGCCCCAGGGAAGCCCCCUGCGCCUCCCCAGCCCGGCGGCCCCGCACCGGGACGUAAUGCCAGCGCCCGCCGCCGCUCCUCCACCUCCUCCUCCUCCUCUUCUGCCUCGAGGACCUCCAGCUCCCGCUCCCGCUCCAGCUCCAGCUCCCGCUCCCGCCGCGGCGGGGGCUACUACCGCUCCGGCCGCCACGCCCGCUCCCGCUCCCGGUCCUGGUCGCGCUCUCGGUCCCGCUCCCGGCGCUACUCGAGGUCCCACAGCCGCGGCCGACGGCACUCGGGUGGGGGCUCCCGAGAAGGACACCGCUACUCCCGUUCGCCUGCCCGGCGUGGUGGUUACGGGCCCCGGCGCAGAAGCAGGAGCCGCUCCCGCUCGGGAGACCGGUACAGGCGGGGCGGCCGGGGCCCCCGGCACCACAGCAGUAGCCGCAGCCGAAGCAGCUGGUCCCUCAGCCCGUCCCGAAGUCGCAGCCUGACUCGGAGCCGCAGCCCUAGCCAGAGCCACAGUCGGAGUCAGAGUCGCAGCCGCAGCCGCAGCCACAGCCAGAGUCACUCGCCAUCGCCCCCAAGGGAGAAGCUGAGCAGGCCGGCGGCGUCCCCCGCUGUGGGCGAGAAGCUGAAAAAGACCGAACCUGCCGCUGGUAAAGAGACAGGAGCUGCCAAAGUCACCCAAGCUGACGCCGCAGGAGAAGCUGAAGCUGAGAAUGCAGAAGGCACUGAACAGGCAGUUCAAGGCGGAUAAGAAGGCAGCUCAGGAGAAGAUGAUCCAGCAGGAGCAUGAGCGCCAGGAGCGGGAAGAUGAGCUUCGAGCCAUGGCCCGCAAGAUCCGAAUGAAGUAAGACCAUCCCCGCUGCCUGCCUCCUGGUUGCCGCCUCGGGUUGCCUCACGUUCUCCACCGCCUGAGCCCUGGCCAAGCCCCCUGGUGGAUGAAAAGCAAAGCCCUUGCCUGGCCCUCAGGCCUCUCGUCUCCUCCCCGUCCCUAGCUUAUUCAAGCAGUGCCGUGACCUCCCAGCUCCGUGACCUCCCAGCUCCACCAGCCCAGCUUGGGUGGCUUUUCUUGCUCCCCCGCCUCCCUCCCUUGCUGCUCUGGGGCCCUCCUCGGCCAUCCUGUGCGGAGCAGCACCCCGGAGCACCGUCCGCUGGCCCCGCUCUGCUCGCUUCAGAGCACUCCUCUCCCUGGUGGCCCGGUGUGCCCUGUGCCCUUGCCCCACCCUUGCUGGCAUCCCCACGCAGUCAGGCCCGGCUGCCAGGCUCCUGCUGGGUGCUCAGCCCCUAGACCACUGGUGCUCUGCUGAACACAGGCCAGCUCCGCGCAGGAGCUAGGGCCUCCUCGCCUCUCCUCCGCUUCUGCUUCUCUUCUCACCUCGACUCUGCAGAGCUGAACGGCCGGGAGCCGGGGUCCGACAGCCUCGGGGUCCGGCCCCAGCGCUGCCUCUCUGCCUGUGUGGCCCUGGAGAGGGCGCUGGCCCACACUCUGGAGUGAGGACGGUCCUUGGUGCCGACCACACAGGGUAGCUCAGGGGUUAGUGCCCGCAAAGCCUCAGCCCACCUGGGGCGGUGGGCAGAACUGGAGGCGUGCUGAUGUGGGCAAGGAGGCCAGUCACUCAGUCCCCAAGCUGUGGUGCCUGUACUUGUUUCUGGUUGCACCUUGUAGUUGCCGUGAGUUCUUGGAUAAGCACCCUAACCUCUCCGAGCUGGGACUCGUGUGAGACAGACGUGAUCAGGCAGCCCCUCUCUGUGGGGUCUUGUUAGAGGCUCCUGGCGUGCGGGGCUUGGAGCUGCCAUUAGUUGCUUGUCACCCGCCCAUAGUGCGCCGGGCUCCCCAGGAUGCCGCGUGCUCUCAUCCCGACUGGAGGGGCAGGGUGCCCGGGGACUCGGCCGUGUAAUCAGUCAGCCCGCCUGCCUCUGCCACCCACCCUCCGUGGGCUGUCCCUGUCUGGGCGUCCGCUUGCUCAGCUGCUGCGUGGGGUAUGGAUUAGCUGUCCCCUCAUGGCUCGCUGGGAGGGCUCAGGGCCGCCAGGGCUGGGCAAGAGCACCUGAGAAAUGUAGCCCUUGGGGCUGCAGAUCCCAGUCACUCUGACAGAGGCCAGUCAGGCUCUUAGCGCAUGAAUCUCUGUGUCCUGAUUGCACCCUGAGCAGGACAGGAGACCAGGGAAUGCCCCCUCCACUCCCCCCCUUUGUGUUUGUGCAGCAAGCCUUUCCUAGCGAGGUGGACUGAUUCAGAGGCUGCCCUGGCAGCCAGGGACCCUCUCUGAGCUCAGUGCCCCUGUUUCUGAGUGAGGAGAGGAACAGGACGUGCUCUUGGGUGACCCUUCCACCUGUGCAGCCGCAUGCCCACCCCUCCCCCUGGUCUGCUGCCCCUUCCCC
Messenger RNA from Phacochoerus africanus (Common warthog), 3516 nucleotides. RefSeq names its product CLK4 associating serine/arginine rich protein (gene CLASRP). The record is from RefSeq and is a predicted model, not a curated record. The transcript is spliced from 18 exons. Bases 101 to 1891 code for a protein of 596 amino acids. Lineage: Eukaryota; Metazoa; Chordata; Mammalia; Artiodactyla; Suidae.